Messenger RNA from Austrofundulus limnaeus, 3763 nucleotides. It is a transcript of the gene ppp1r21, whose product is annotated as protein phosphatase 1, regulatory subunit 21. Gene Ontology annotation, cellular component: membrane; early endosome. Lineage: Eukaryota; Metazoa; Chordata; Actinopteri; Cyprinodontiformes; Rivulidae. The record is from RefSeq and is a predicted model, not a curated record.
UUUGCUGGGUGAGCUGGGAGUUGAGGCUCUUGCGUUAAACGAGCGAGAUCGGGGCGGCUAGCAGCGCCGACCCUGAAUAUUAAAGACAAAUAAUUAACGCACGCUGCCGGUUUCGCGGCUCUGUUUAAACUGAACCGAGCCGUAGCUCUUGCUCGGUGUCUGGAUUUGUGUUGCUACAUCAGCUAGCUUAGCUGCUAACUGGUAGCAAAACAUUGAAGUCGGAGUAGAAAUGAGCUGGUAGCGUAAAUCAAACGAUGACCGUCCUGACAGCUAUUCGGGACUCCUGACCGUGCCCUUUUUUUUUUUUUUGGUCACAAUGUCCACCUGUGUGCAGCCUGUGGCUAGUUGAUAAAACCGGACGAAUCAUCUGCGGUGAACUAAUCACUGUCUCGGCUAAUUUUUACAGCAUCAGCAGUCGACAACCGGGUUUUUUUUUUCUACGAAAAUGGCUAACGUUACAGACCUGCAGACCAAAUACAGCAAGCUGGCGCAGGAGUAUUCAAAGCUCCGUGCCCAAAACCAGGUACUGAAGAAGGCUGUUGUAGAUGAACAGGCCAACUCUACUGCUCUAAAAGACCAGCUGAAGCAAAGGGACCAGAGCUUGAGAAAGCAGGAACAAGAGAUGGACAGCCUCAGUUUCAGGAACCAGCAGCUCGCCAAGAGGGUGGAGCUGCUUCAAGAGGAGCUCGCUGCAAGUGAAGCCAGGGGCAAAAAGGGGAAGAAUAAAGGAGACUCUCCUUCACAUCAUCACAACCUUCAGACCCAAAGUGUAUUUAACGAGGACCUGCAGAAAAAAAUAGAAGAAAAUGAGCGAUUACAUAUACAAUUCUACGAAGCAGACGAGCAGCACAAAAGGAGGGAGGCGGAGCUGAGGGCCCGACUGGAAGAGCUGGAGCGGGACACCGAGCAGCACCAGGCUGUUGUGGACGGUCUCACCACGAAGUACGUGGAAACAAACGAGCGGCUGCAGAGCGACAAAGCACGUUUGGAGGUGAAAGUCCAAACACUGGAGAGGGAAGCGAAGGAGUGUAGGAUGCGAACAGAACAGUGUCAGCAGCAGCUGAAUCGGUGCCAGUCAGAGCUGAGGAGGCAGAUGAAGCAAAGCAGCAGCGUAAUCCAGGAGAAAGUCCCCUUCAACGACACCAAGUUUAGUGAAUACAACAGUCUAAAUGUGCCGUCACACAAUCGAAGGCAUCAGCUUAAGGCCCGGGACGUCAGCAGCCAGGCCCUGAGCUUCAUCCAGGACUUGGUGGCAGCUCUGCUGAACUUCCACACYUACACAGAGCAGAGGGUCCACAUCUACCCCCUGGACUCCUCCAUUGAACCCAUCUCUCCUCUAAACCAGAAGUUUUCUCAGUAUCUGCAUGAGAACGCUGCCUAUGUGCGCCCCCUGGAGGACAGCUUUCUGCAGUUUUACCAAAGCAUCACAGAAGACACGGUCACAGUACUGGAGACCGUUGUCACGUUGAAGACUUUCGCUGAGAAUUUCUCCUCGUACACCCACUUUCUGCAGAAGAUCCUCCCCUACCAGCUGAAAAGCCUGGAUGAGGAGUGRGAGGCGCCUCUUUGCACAGCUGCCCUGACGGCAAAAAACCAGGAGUUACAGAGUGACAUGAAGAAAGUAACAUCUGUGUUUGAGAAGCUGCAGAGCUACGUUAGCCUUCUGGCCUUACCCAAGAUGUCCAAACAUUACAACCAGAAGGCUGCCGUUGAGCAGGACCUCCCCACAGUCACCCAGAAGCUCUCUACCACCACAGAGUGCCUCCUCGGAUCUUUGGGAUCUCUAACCAGCGUCACCGGCAAGAUUGCUACUUUCUUCAGUAACAACUUGGAUUUCUUCACGACGCCGGCCUACAGUCCUAAAGGAAGCACGGCCACCCUCAACCCGRUGCAAGCAGAGACCAUGCUGGCCAACAAAAAGAAAGCAGCUGCCUACAUUCAUGCCAUCCAGAAGGCCAGGCCACAGUCUGUCCCUUACAGAGAGGCCCUGUCAAACCGUCGUGUCCUCACCAGCUCCACUGAGAGCAGAGAGGGACUAACUCAGCAGGUGCAGCAGAGCCAGGAGAAGAUUGCUCGUCUGGAGCAGGAGAAGGAGCACUGGCUCCUGGAGGCUCAGCUGGGGAAGGUGCGGCUGGAGAAGGAGAACCAGCGCAUCGCCGACCUGGAGGCGCAGCUCGCGGCCGCUCUGGGGGGCAGUCCAAGCCCCCAGCCGGCCGCGGCGGCCAGCCGGCCCGCGCAGAGCCACGAGGAGGCGGAGCCGGAGCCGAAUGCCACGGGGAAGGAGGCGACUCUGUGCACCAGCCUGGUUGGCAUGCUGUGCACGACGCCCACAAAUGAGCACGUGGGAGACGAGGAGUCCCGCGAGCAGCUGAUAAAGACCCACUAUAUGGUCCGGGUGGGAGAGCUCACCACCCAGCUCCAGAUCUCCGACAGCAAAGCCGUGCACUUUCACUCAGAGUGUCGAGCUUUGGCAAAGAGAUUAACCAUUGCAGAAAAAGCUCGGGAGUCUCUAACUGAAGAGGUGAAAGUGGCCAAUCAGAACGUCACACGCUUGCAGGACGAGCUGACCACGACCAAGAGGAGCUAUGAGGACCAGCUCAGCAUGAUGAGUGACCACCUGUGCAGCAUGAACGAGACCCUGAGCAAGCAGAGGGAGGAAAUCGACACGCUCAAACUGGGCGGCAAGGGAAAUGCCAAAAAGAACAAGAGCCGCUAGAGCCUGUCGUCAGGACGCCUCGGGGAGAAGGCACUCAGCGGCGUCUCGUAUCAACACUGCCCUCCAAACUGUACAGGACCGCUCCGGCCUCAGAUUCUCCCGYCGUCGGGCAGUGGCAGCACAAACCAACCUUCAGAGGAUCAAACACGAGCUUCGACGUCCUCUCUUUCUGUCACAUCACCUGUUAAAUGAUUGAAGACAAACUGAGACGUGAAGCAGAGACGAUCGCUGAAGUCAAGACUUGAAACCCUGUUAAUGUGUCGUUUUGUUUGUUGUUGGACUAAKUGUGUAAAAGCGUGCACUCUUACUGUGAGCAGGCAAACUGAGUUGAUGCUGAAUGCAGCUGAGGGGCGAUGACACUGCAGUUUACAACACGAGAGUAUCGUUUUACAGAAAAAUGAUAACUUCAUCAAAUCUUACAUUUGUUCAGAGUAAKUGAACUCCCAAUUAUGUUACACCUUUUAACACACAUGCUACAUUACAAACUUCUGAACAAAAGCAGASAAAGACAGUUGAACUCGUUACUCUUUCUGGAAACAUUUAAUCCUCUGGGGGGUGACCAAAAAAGGGACGGACAAGUUGAAAAUUGGUGUUGCUCUAACCAUUUUUUUUUUUGAAUCACCGAUCACUGGUGGGAAAUGUAAGAAUCAAAGGGGUUAAUGUGAAAAUCCUUUUAAAAUCAUGAUGUAAUUGAGCUGUACAAAAAUAAAUACACAUUUAUUGAGAAGUUAUAAAUCUUUUUUUUUUCCCCAGAUGUCUUAUAUAUGUUGAAACUACAGUUCUGGUUCCCGACAUUACUGGGAAAUGGAGUUAUGUGAUGAUUAUGAGUCAUGGAGAGGACGGGUGGAGUUAACUAACCCUCUCUGUCGUGUAGCAACAUGAGGUUCAAGCAGCCAGAUCUUUUGUUUGCUGGUUGAGACCUUUGAUCGGAAAGACCUGGCAACACCCUCUGAACUGGAGGAGGGGGAAAAUGAUGUAUUUCACUAUGUAACCUGUUUCAAAGCACAUAUAAACGUGAAGCAGAAUAAAAAACCUUUAAGAUUUAAA